GAUGUCCUUUAUCGACGGGGGCACUCGCAGGGAUCAUAGCCGGUUGUGUCGUGGUUGUUGGCAGUUUCUGCACCGUAAUAGGGUAUUUCUACUGGCGACAGGAGAAGAUGUUUUGGGACGAGAGUUGGAUUAUCAAUUACGAUGAUAUCAAACCAGACACCGGUCAACGCGGUUUUGGCGGGAGUGUCAUCAGUAUCCGAGGAGAUUGUGAUACAUCUGCAUCGAGUGUGUCUGGCUUUGUACAUACAGCUCAUCAUAAACAGGUCUUCGCACAAACGGGAAUAUAUAAUGGCCAAACAGUAGCAGUAAAGAUGAUCGCCAAAAAUUCAUUUGCUCUUGACAAAAGGAUACGGAAGGAAGUUAAACAAGUUCGUGACCUCCAACAUUCGAAUCUUUGCAAAUUUGUUGGAGGAUGCAUCGAGGUUCCAAACGUAGCCAUCAUCACAGAAUAUUGUCCGAAGGGCGCCCUCUCCGAUGUACUCUUAAACGAAGAUGUGCCUCUCAACUGGAGUUUUAGAUUUUCAUUUUGCAUGGACGUAGCUCGGGGGAUGCACUACAUGCACAACAACAAACUCUACCACGGGAAACUGACGUCAUCAAAUUGCGUUGUGGAUGACAGAUGGGUGGUGAAGAUUGCAGAUUAUGGGUUGACAACAUUCAGAAACCAAGAAGGAUCACAAGCAAACACAGGAGGAUACAGAUCGAAAGCCAUGCAGGUUUAUCUUCCUCCAGAGAACAGAAGUAAUACAUAUACCCUGGUUUCACAAACUACAGAUGUAUACAGCUAUGGAGUAAUUCUGGUUGAAAUAGCCUCAAGAAAUGAGGUGAUACCCGAAGAUGAUUAUCCUUUGGAUGAGACGUGGAGACCGCCCUUACCAGACCUAGAAAUUGGGGAUACUACAGAUGAUGAAAGGUGUCCAUGUCCGACAGAUUAUUUAGGUCUAAUUGAACGAUGUUGGAACAUCAACCCCGCCCAGCGUCCUCACUUUUCGCAGAUUCGGCAGACCCUGCACAGUAUCAACCCUAGCAAGCUUAGUCCUGUGGACUUGAUGAUGCAGCUUAUGGAGAAGUACUCAAGGCAUCUCGAAUCAAUUGUCGCCGAGAGGACGCAAGAUUUAUUGCUGGAGAAGCAAAAGACAGAUAGACUACUUUACAGUAUGUUACCACAGCCAGUAGCAGACGACUUGAGACAAGGAAAUACUGCUAAGGCGGAACAAUAUGAAUCAUGUACUAUUUUCUUUAGCGAUAUUGUAGGUUUCACAAGUCUUUCCAGUACGAGCUCACCGUACGAGGUGGUAGCACUGCUCAACAAACUCUAUGUCACUUUCGACUCAAUUAUUGACAACUAUGAUGUUUAUAAAGUCGAAACCAUUGGCGAUGCAUAUAUGGUGGUAUCGGGAGUCCCGAAAAAGAACGGUCACAAGCACGCGGGAGAAAUUGCUAGUAUGGCCCUUGAUCUUGUCGAAGUAUGUGAGACAUUUGUCAUCCCUCAUCGGCAGGACCAGAAGCUAAGGAUUAGAGCGGGAAUCCAUUCAGGUUCGGUGGUAGCGGGAGUGGUCGGCCUAAAGAUGCCUCGAUAUUGUCUCUUUGGAGACACCGUAAAUACAGCCUCUCGGAUGGAAUCAACAGGAGAAGCACUAAAAAUCCAAGCUAGUGAAUUUUGUGUCAAUCUAUUACAAGAGCUGGGUGGCUACACGUUAUCUGAGAGAGGGGAAAUGCCGGUGAAGGGCAAGGGUGUCAUGGUCACGUACUGGGUGGAGGGGAAGACGGAACGAAGAAGCAGCGGCUCAGACGACAUCAGAGCAGACGCACAAAUCAUAGACUUAUCGCCUUCGCCGCACCAUCACAAGAUGGAGGCCGAGGAGGACCAACAUGCGCAGCCUCCGACUUACCGACAAGUCACAAAAAACAAUUUAACUGCCAAUAGUGUCAACAGUGUGUAUCUGGACGAGGACGAUCCGGCGAAUAACAAUGUCACGACGCCGUUACGCGGGCCGGAGAACGGCGACGCCAUUAACCUGGUGAAACCCGGAGUGAAGAAGCCGAACUCGCCGUCGGGCGGAAACAGGAACAGUCACAUAUCACUUCCGGAUGGUAAAACGACAAAAAUAAGUUCUGUAGACGAUCAGCAAGAUGAGUCGGAGACAGCUUGCCUCAUCCGCGAAAGUGUCCUCUAGUGGCGCCAACUCAUAAUUACCACGUGACCCGACUGGAUCAGCCAAUGUGAAGCGAGAUCAGUACAGGAUCGAUCAGCUGAGGGCGCUCCCUUCGCUUAACUAAUGAGUAGCGUUUAGUUUGUUCGCGAGUUGAUUCUAAAGACCAGCUAAUAAAAGCCAUCAUGUAUGUGAACGCGAUAUGAAGGGUAGCAGAUUGUAACGCUGUUCAUGGUGUUUCAAAUGGCUAAAUUAUGUAAGGACAAAAUGAAGAAAAUAUUAUAGUUCUUCACAAGAAUGGAAAAUGAUUAAAAAAAUCGGUAUAACGGGCGAUAAGUAAGGAAGCUGAAUUCCUUACGGAAGUCCUGAUGCAUUUCCAAUACUUGUCCUAUGCUUAAAAUUUGGUAGUUUUGCUAAAAGCUAUGCACACACACAAAAUAUCUAUGCGAUGAGCACACUGUACAUGUAUAGUCAUUGAAUAAAGAUAAAACAACUAAGUCUGCCGGUUCAGACUGUAUCAACAGAAGAAAAAAUGAAGAGAUUUCUCCACACGUUGUUGGCCAGUCGUUUAAUGCAUAAACAGAAGUCGGGCUGCUAUGCCGACGCAAUCAAAACUAAACAAGGUCGUUGGAAACGCAACGAUUACAAAUCAGAUUGAGUCGGCUUAUUACACAUGUUAAAUUGUCGAAUAAUGCGAUCUGAUUGGUAAAUAAACAGUUUAGGGUGAUAUGCUGUGAGAGAACUGAUCUCUUUGUGGUCAUUCCAGCGACAUUCAUUGGACACAUCGCAACAGAGACGAUUCGUCCACUCCACGUCGAUUGAUUCAUUUUAAGCUAUUAUGGCGUCAGCUUGAUUUGCCAUACCGUGACAUUGGUUCUACUCGAAUUCGCUGUUACUUCGGGCACUACAUUAAAUAUAUCAGUGAUCAAUGGCAUUACUUGUGUGACUAUUUGUGCGGUACCGAUUCAAAAGCAGCAACACUACGACGCUACUGAGCCCCCUAAACCGCUAUCAGAUGAUGCCCUGGUCUUGCUGGCGUUUUUAGCAUAACGGCAGAAAGGAUUUCGAGAGGAUUGUUAAUUUUUUUUUAUCUUCAAUAUCUAUGAUAUCUAAGAAGUCAUACAAACUCGCACAAAAAAAGAUAUUGAUGUAGUUUCUUGUUCACCUUCAUGUCACUGCCUUGCCAACAUUAGUUCAAUCUUUAUUAUUGCUCAUUCACAUGCCUCAUACACCUAUCCGUCCUUCCUUUCGCAUUUUAUAUUGGACAAUAAUUGUGUUCAAUAUAAAAGAUUUUUUUUUCAAAAUGACCUUUCCUCUAUCUCGAUCUUUUUGUUUAUCUCCUCAUUUUUUGUUCUUGUUUGCUUUCUCCCAAUCCCCUCGUUCUCCCCUCUCUUUUGUUCUCUCUCUCUCAUUCUCUCUCUAUCUCUUCCUCUGUUCUGUCCAUUUCUUUAUGUUUGUCUCUUACAUUUGCUUUUUCUGCUCUUUCUUCUCACUUUCUCACUUUUUUUUAAUUCGGUCCUUAACGACAACAGGCUAUAAUCUUCAAUCAUUAAACACAUACCCAUGAAUUAAAAGUUAUGAACUCAAUCCCCGACUGUGUACUUUUUUUCUUGUAUUUUGUGUUUUUUUAAUUAUUAUUAUCAUCAAUAUCAUUUUAUUUUAUCUUAUUUUUAUUUAUUAUUCUUUAAUUUCUUUUAAGGGGGUCGCCUGUGCGAAUUUUUUAAUUCACUCCAAACGUAUCAUAUUAGUUAAACAAUCAACAAGUAAAACCGGUCAAAUCGUCACUUAAUAUGAUGAUGGAUCAAACAUCAUAUAUGUAGUUCAGUCUCGAUCAUUGGACAGAGUUUUAAAAAUAAAUCCUCAAUUACUAACCAUCAAAGAUUCAUGAAAGAUCAUUUGAUUACUUUUGACUGGGAAUACACGGCAGAUCAAUAACAAAUUGUGGUGUACGUUGUGGUGGGAAUUUAUGAAACAGAUGUAGUAAUUUCUGUUUAUGAAUAAUAAACAACCAUGAAAAUGUCUUCUGCAACGAAAUUGCUUGUGUUGGUUUAUGUUUUGCAAAAAGAAAAAAAAAUAAGGAAAAAUAUAGUGUGAUGUGAUUUUUUUUCUUGAAUGCAAAUGUCAGACUCAUAGAUUUGGGUUUGUUAACCUUUACUAAUUCAAACCAAUGGACCAGUUUACUGAUGACACCAUAUUAAGCCUACUUGUCAAUACACGGCUAAAGACAUGAUUAGAUGAUCUUCCAACAGAAAUAAGUAAGUUGAGUCAGACUGUCCUGUUGUUUUUUUCCCUCGUCAUCGCCCCUCACUAUACUUUCAAGUCGCCUCGAAUAAAAUAUUUUAUUUUAUUUUGUUUACAGUUUAUCAAUUUCCAAAAUUCGAGUCGAGCCCCCCCCCCC
Lytechinus variegatus (green sea urchin) is the source of this 4551-nucleotide messenger RNA. RefSeq names its product atrial natriuretic peptide receptor 1-like. Gene Ontology annotation, molecular function: guanylate cyclase activity; ATP binding; peptide receptor activity. The coding region runs from base 108 to 2177 and encodes 689 amino acids. The transcript is spliced from 17 exons. NCBI's taxonomy places the organism in Eukaryota, Metazoa, Echinodermata, Echinoidea, Temnopleuroida, Toxopneustidae. Gene Ontology annotation, biological process: cGMP biosynthetic process; receptor guanylyl cyclase signaling pathway; intracellular signal transduction. The record is from RefSeq and is a predicted model, not a curated record.